CUCCCAGCUGCCCGGCCAUGGCGAAUGAAGAGGAACAGCCGUCGGCUCUCUCGGAUGACGAGGUCUUCGUGCUGACGUGCAUCUACCUGUCGGCCUCGCUGCUGAGCCUCCUGGGCAGCGGGUCGGUCCUCGCUGUCACCUCCCGGCGGAGGCGAUGCUGCCACAUCCAGCUUCGCCCCCUUUUCCUCCUUGCCCUGGCAGAUUUCCUGGCCGCCGCUGUGCUGCUGAGCAUGGCCGUCAUCCAGCUGCUGCCAGCCCCGCUCUUCGUCCCAGCGUAUGCCGCCUGUCCCUACGGACUGAUGCUGGCCACGACCUUCUACGCAGUCUCAUUUCUGAUGGUGGUCGUCUACGCGUACGAAGCCUACCGCACCAUCCACGGCUGGAGAGCCUGGCACGUGGCAGCUCUGCAGGAGAGGAGCGGCUGCCUGGAGAGCGCGUGGCAGGGGCUGCCUUACAUCCUGGCCUGGCUGGUGCCAGCACUCACGCUCCUGGGACAGCUGAUCGCCCGCGGCACCUCCCUCACCGACAUCGCGCCAAAACCCAUCGAGCCCGUCGUGCCGUGGAAAGGCAACCGCUCUCACGAGACCUACAGCCUUUACUGCUCCAGCUGCCUGCUCCUCAUCCACCGCGCCCAGGAUAUCUGCUACGAGUACGUAGGUAGGAAGGACGUGGGCCUGGAGGGGAAAAUCAUCUUCUUCUUGUACCUGCUGCUGGUGCUCAGCUGCUGCACGCUCCUGUACCGCAGGGUGAAGCUCCGGUGCCGGAGGAACACCGUGGCGCCCUUGCUGACCCUGGAGAAGGAUGGCUUUGCUGGCAGGAGCAUCCGCAGCGUCAGCAGAGUCUCUCACUACUUCCAGCUGGUUUUCCUGCUCUGCUGGGCGCCAGCCUUCCUCCUCACCCUCCUCUCCUUCACCAGCAUCAAGCCUUCCUCGGUCUUUGUCCUCUACGUUGCUACAGCCCUGACCGUCUCCCUCCAGGGCUUCCUGCACAGCUUGGUCUACGGCUGGCUGAGGCAAAACUUCCGUCAGGAGGCAGUGGGCAAGAGACCGUCCCUCCAGGCUUUCUACGACGAGUCCCUGGGGGCUGUUCCCUAG
Molecule: messenger RNA, 1094 nt
Organism: Grus americana (Whooping crane)
Lineage: Eukaryota; Metazoa; Chordata; Aves; Gruiformes; Gruidae
Exons: 12
Coding region: 18-1094 (358 amino acids)
Biological process (GO): adenylate cyclase-activating G protein-coupled receptor signaling pathway
Cellular component (GO): plasma membrane
Molecular function (GO): G protein-coupled receptor activity
Source: RefSeq, a predicted model, not a curated record